AGAGAAAGGAGAAGGAAAAAAAAAAAAAAAGCACUCUAUCUCUAAGGAAGGAAUACAGCAACAGUUCCUCAGCAGUGAGCAACCUUAGGAAGAGCAUCGCUCCUUUCGUGUCUCCUAGCCAGUGUCGUGUGCAGGUUCUGGAGAGCCAGGGAGGCUAUGCCAGGCUGGAGGAAGCUUGGCUUUCUAAAGCUGCCGAGGAUUGCACGCGGGGUUGCCUACCCCUGCCCAGGAAGAAUUUCCCGACCGGUGGCAGCAGCUCGGGCGACAGCAGCAGCAGCAGCAGCAGCAGCAGCAGCAGCAGCAGCAGCAGCAGCCCUACCUCCUUUUCUGGGGAACAGGGCAGAAUGCCUGUGCUAGAGCGAUAUUUCCACUCGGCAGAGCUAGGCAGGAGGUGGCCGGCCCCAGAAGGUGUGCUGCCCUCCUCCCUCUGCAGCCGGCCGGGGUGCCAGCAGGGGCCGCUGCCCUGGGACUUGCCAGAGAUGAUCAGAAUGGUAAAGCUGGUUUGGAAAUCCAAAAGUGAGCUACAGGCAACCAAACCGAGAGGCAUUCUGGAAAAUGAAGAUGCUCUUCAGAGCUUUCCAGGAGAUGUACGACUAAGGGGUCAGACUGGGGUUCCUGCCGAACGCCGUGGCUCCUACCCAUUCAUUGACUUCCGCCUACUUAACAAUACAACACACUCAGGGGAAAUUGGCACCAAGAAAAAGGUGAAAAGACUGUUAAGUUUCCAAAGAUACUUCCAUGCAUCGAGGCUGCUUCGUGGAAUUAUACCACAAGCCCCUCUCCAUCUGCUGGAUGAAGACUACCUUGGGCAAGCACGGCACAUGCUCUCCAAAGUGGGAAUGUGGGAUUUUGACAUAUUCUUGUUUGAUCGUCUGACAAAUGGAAACAGCCUGGUAACACUGCUGUGCCACCUCUUCAACACCCAUGGACUCAUCCACCAUUUCAAGUUGGAUAUGGUGACCUUGCACAGAUUUUUAGUCAUGGUUCAAGAAGACUACCACGGUCAGAAUCCAUAUCACAAUGCUGUUCAUGCAGCUGACGUCACUCAAGCCAUGCACUGUUACCUGAGGGAGCCAAAGCUGGCCAGCUUCCUUACUCCUCUGGACAUCAUGCUGGGACUACUAGCUGCAGCCGCUCAUGAUGUUGACCAUCCAGGGGUGAACCAGCCAUUUUUGAUCAAAACUAACCAUCAUCUUGCCAACUUGUAUCAGAAUAUGUCUGUGCUGGAGAAUCAUCACUGGAGAUCUACGAUCGGCAUGCUUCGAGAAUCAAGGCUUCUUGCUCACUUGCCAAAGGAAAUGACACAGGAUAUUGAACAGCAGCUGGGCUCCCUGAUCUUGGCCACAGACAUCAACAGGCAGAAUGAAUUUCUGACCCGAUUGCAAACUCACCUCCACAAUAAAGACUUAAGACUGGAGGAUGCCCACGACAGACACUUCAUGCUUCAGAUCGCAUUGAAGUGUGCAGACAUUUGCAAUCCUUGCCGAAUCUGGGAGAUGAGCAAACAGUGGAGUGAAAGAGUCUGUGAAGAGUUCUACCGGCAAGGUGACCUUGAACAGAAAUUUGAACUGGAAAUCAGUCCUCUUUGUAAUCAACAGAAAGACUCUAUCCCUAGUAUACAAAUUGGGUUCAUGACCUACAUCGUGGAGCCGCUCUUCCGGGAAUGGGCCCGCUUCACGGGGCACAGCGCCCUGUCGGAGAACAUGCUGGGCCACCUGGCCUACAACAAGGCCCAGUGGCACAGCCUGCAGUCCAAGCAGCACCGACGCCGGGGCAGCGCGGGCGGCCCGGACCACGCGAGCCCGGGGACUGAGCAGGCCGCGCAGACAGAGGCGGAAGGCGGCGGCACCGCGUAGGGCAGGGCCCGCUGGGCGUCCCGGAGGCCGGCCC
Messenger RNA from Perognathus longimembris pacificus (Pacific pocket mouse), 1890 nucleotides. It is a transcript of the gene Pde7b, whose product is annotated as phosphodiesterase 7B. The transcript is spliced from 12 exons. Gene Ontology annotation, molecular function: 3',5'-cyclic-AMP phosphodiesterase activity. NCBI's taxonomy places the organism in Eukaryota, Metazoa, Chordata, Mammalia, Rodentia, Heteromyidae. The record is from RefSeq and is a predicted model, not a curated record. The coding region runs from base 345 to 1856 and encodes 503 amino acids.